Messenger RNA from Acanthopagrus latus (yellowfin seabream), 5828 nucleotides. It is a transcript of the gene kcnk9, whose product is annotated as potassium channel, subfamily K, member 9. Gene Ontology annotation, biological process: potassium ion transmembrane transport; stabilization of membrane potential. Gene Ontology annotation, molecular function: potassium ion leak channel activity. NCBI's taxonomy places the organism in Eukaryota, Metazoa, Chordata, Actinopteri, Spariformes, Sparidae. The transcript is spliced from 2 exons. Gene Ontology annotation, cellular component: membrane. The record is from RefSeq and is a predicted model, not a curated record. The coding region runs from base 979 to 2475 and encodes 498 amino acids.
CCCACCGAUUAGAGUCUGGAGUGUGUGGAGACAUAAAAUGUGGAGCCUUCAAAAUACGAGCAGCUCGUGACACGCAUGGUUGAACUCAGAGGCCCCCGCACGCAGAGGGAAACACAUGCAUUGUUUAUUUCUUCCCCCCCCCUUUGCUAUCCCUCUUUCUCCAGAAUGAGCUGAAAGCUGAUGCGCAGACAGUGCGGGAGAGGAGGUUUGGAUGUGCGCAACGGAGCACGAGUGCCACUGCGGGCACGGAGCGCUCUGUAGCCGCUCAUCAGCGCGUUUUACUCCCGCUGUAAAAGUCUCUUCUUCCUCAUCCUCCAUCCCGCUCACAGCCCGACAAAGGUAGAGAUCUGGGGGGGAAAAACUCUUGUGGAACCUGUUGUCUUGCUCUGAGCUGUUGCGUGCUUGGAAUAUAUAUAUUUUUUAUUGUCUUUUUUUUGUUCCUGUAACAAGUGAUGAGUUGAUCCUGGAGCAAAGCAGCUGGAGAGGGAACUGAAGCGCCAGGUGUUGGUUUGCGCUGAUCUGCGCACUGUGAGAGCAACAUUUCAUAACUUGACGCUCCUCCGCGCUGCUCCGUGACCCUCCCGUCUUAUCGGCGACUCAGCACAUUUUUUUUUCUUCUCUCCCCCCCGAUGAGGAUGUCCUCUGUUUGCGAGGAAGAUUUGAGGAUUUCACACAAAUGGGGAUCUUUUGUGCGAGAGGGAUGGCUGCUAAAAAUAGGCUGGCUGCUGAUGAGGCUACAAUGAACAGGUUGGUGUUUAGCUGAAACUUAGAGCCAGGAUGCUCAGCGAUAGGACAUUUUAAAUCACAGCACAGACAAAGUGAGAGUGGAGCAUCGGAGGAAAGAAAAAAAGCAAGAAAAAAAAGAAGAAGAAGGAGCCAUUAACGACUAUUUAAUUGAUUGGAAGAAUUCAACUCAGAUCAGCAUUGUUCACUUGUGGGGAAUAGAGACCAACAGGCGAUCUUGGAAGCAGCUUGUUGAUGGCACUGCGCACCGGGAGGACUUGGUUUGGGCAGGUCUUGCGCAGGGUCUUUCGGCUGCAGGGCUCCUGGUCCAGGCGAUCGAGCAGUCUCUUGUGUCUCUCCGCAAACCAGGAGCAGGACCUGGGCUUCUGUCACCGGGAUCACCACAAGGCGGGGGGUUACCACCGCUGCUCCGACUCCGGCGUCCACCGCGACCACCGUCACCGGAGCGCACCUUUCUGCGCCUCCGCCUCCAGGCGCCGUCCACACGGCUUCCCCCACGCUUGCUGCGCCUUCCCGGAGAAUCCGAGGGGACAUGAGCCCCUCGGUCGCCGGUUCCUGUUGGCCAUGAAGCGGCAAAACGUGCGGACCCUGUCCCUGAUCAUUUGCACGUUCACGUACCUGCUGGUCGGGGCCGCCGUCUUUGACGCCCUGGAGUCCGACUUCGAGAUGCGGGAGAAAGAACAGCUGGAAGCCGAGGAGAAGCGUCUCCAGGGGAAAUAUAACAUCAGCGAGGAUGAUUACCGCAAACUGGAGACCAUCAUCAUGGAGGCUGAGCCCCACAGAGCCGGGGUGCAGUGGAAAUUCGCAGGGUCAUUUUACUUUGCCAUCACGGUCAUAACCACCAUAGGGUAUGGGCAUGCUGCGCCGGGGACCGACGCAGGGAAGGCCUUUUGCAUGUUUUAUGCCGUCCUGGGAAUCCCUCUGACUCUUGUCAUGUUUCAGAGUCUGGGUGAGAGGAUGAACACUUUUGUCAAGUACCUCCUGAAGCGUAUCAAGAAGUGCUGCGGCAUGAGCAUCACCGAUGUGUCCAUGGAGAACAUGGUGACCGUAGGAUUCUUCUCCUGUGUGGGCACGCUGUGCAUCGGGGCUGCUGCCUUCUCCCACUAUGAGGACUGGAGCUUCUUCCAGUCAUAUUAUUACUGCUUCAUCACAUUAACAACUAUAGGCUUUGGGGACUUUGUGGCCCUUCAAAAGAACCGGGCCCUCCAGAAGAAGCCCCUGUAUGUGGCCUUUAGCUUCAUGUAUAUCCUGGUGGGCCUGACGGUCAUCGGGGCCUUCCUCAACCUGGUGGUGCUCCGCUUCCUCACUAUGAACAGCGAGGACGAGCGGCGCGACGCCGAGGAACGCGCCUCGCUAGCUGGCAACCGGAACAGCAUGAUCAUCCACAUCCAGGACGAAUCACUGCCACGGGGCCGGCGGCGGCGCGAGCCGUACCGGGCAGAAGUGACUGAUUUACAGUCAGUCUGCUCCUGUAUGCACUACCACUCGCAUGACUUCGGCAGCUCUGGGGGAGGGAUGGGAGGCCUGGGCUGUGCCUUCUCCCAUCAGAACUCGUUCAGCUCGCAGCUGAAUCCCAAUCAGUACUUUCACUCGGUUUCCUACAGGAUCGAGGAGAUCUCGCCCAGCACCUUGAAAAACAGCUUCUUCCCUUCGCCCAUCAGCUCGGUGUCUCCGGGCCUUCACAGCUUCACAGACAAUCACCAGCUCAUGAGGAGAAGGAAAUCCAUCUAAACCCUAACACAGAGAGGACAAAUGAGUUUCCACGUUUUAUACACAAGGUCAAACAUUUCCAAUGCUGCUCCUUACCAAAUCUUAUUUCAGCACUUUUUUUUCCCUUUUUAUUAGUUGUAUGUAAUAUAAAAAGUAUUCUUGGGAACAGAUGAAGAACACUACGCAGAACAGCAAGCGUGGACACAAUGGGAUGCAAAGCAUGAAGCAUGGAUGUCUAUUUUUUCAAGAGAUUGCUCCAUUUACACAAACUACAAGACCUUCCUUAUUUCAGAUUUACAGUACAAAAUUGAUAUGAAUUGAUAACUUUGGUUACAUACCAAAUGAUGCACACUUGGGGGAAAUGCUAUUUUUCAAAAGGGAGUAUGCUUGUUUCACCUUAACUUGAAGAAACUUUUGCCGUUAUGUACUAUUCCAUUGCCUCACUGCAGACAGAGAUUUUAAAAUGACUUAAAGCAUCAGGUAUUGUUUUCUAUAAGCAAUCAUAUAUUUCAAUGGUUUCACCACACAUCAAGCCAAAAUAUUGUUGCCAAUGUUAGCAUGUGCAUUAGAUGUCAUUUAAUGAGUGUGCCAUGGUUUUGUGACAUUUGUCUGUUUAUAGAACAGCUGUACGAAGGCCAUCUAUUUGUCUAGGAUUUAAAGGAUCAUGCUGCUGUUAUUGAUAUUUCCCCCUUAUCUAGAGUCAGAAAUCGGGCCACACGAACUUCAAUUCCACCUACAGCGUUUUUCACAAUGAGAGUUUAAACCUGACUAAAAGGAAAAUCCACCCUCUCCACUACGCUAGUAACCACAUUUACCAACUAUGGUUUGCUUUGUUUCCCAUUGACAUUCACAGUGAAUAUCAGUUCAAUCAAUGAAAGUGCACUCCUCCUCUACAUUAAUAAUUCUACACAGAUACUCUGCAAUCUUGCAGGGAUAACACCACUGUAAGAGAGGCACAGAGACCAGUUCCUUCAUUUACAGUUGCCUUAAUAGAUGAGAAUGCAGUGCAGCUAAAGACAUCAAACAAAAUGGUGAUUCAGUGAUGUAGUAUUCCAUGAACAUGGGGGAGACGAGAGAGGGAUAAAACUAGAAUGGCACUCAGUAGAGUGCAUACCUCUGCCAAGGCCCAACAGUCCCCUGUCAUUCAGUCAAGACUGAUCCAAUAUCAAACCUGUUAAGUCUUAAGCGACCUAUAACUACGGAACCAUAAUUUAAGCUGAUCAUAUCUAGCAUCCAAAUCAAAUUGUACUUACUCAGUUUUUUUUUCACCAACAUCUGUGCAUUAUUCCCUGAGAAAUUAACGAAGAUAUAGAUGUUUUUCAUCAUUAAAAGAAGAGAGAAAAAAAAAUCCCAGAAAUUCCUUCCCUUUAUCCGGAUCUGCACCAAGAGUUAAUGGGGUCCAUAGUAGGCUGGGACCCAUCCUCCAUCCAAAUUAUGUGUAAAUCCAACAAACAAACAGACUUGGGUCACAACACAAUCUCCUUGGCAGACAAAAAUGGUAGAGAGGCUGAGAUAUCCUGCAUUUCAGUUCCCAGUAUGGAUCAAGCUCUAAAAAGACUAGAUCCUUCGCAUGAUGUGACUCACUAGCAUCAUUCAUUAGAUCCUCACUGCCUCCUAAAUGACAUUUUUUUUGCAAACCUUACACCUUCAGUUUCUAAGUUUCAAACCUAAACGGAGAUAACCUUGAUAACAUCACUAUGACAUCAUUGUGGUUUUUUUCCCAGCUUGUUGAAUACUGACGCUUCGGGAUUGUGGGUGUGUUCGGCCACCAUAUAGUUUCGGUAUUUGACGAGUUGGAGAUGUAAAGAGCUCCCUGCAGAGCCACAAAAAGACAGUUUACGACUCUAAAAUUGGUAUAGUGCCCCUUUAAGGUUGUGUUGUGACUGGGUUCACGAGAUCACUGCAUGAAUGUCACAUUUAGAACUGAAUAUGGUGACCUCCCUUUCAAUUUUGCCCAGUGGCCACUUGCAGCAAUGCAGCUAAAAUUCCCCUGUGGCCCACAGAGCAUCAUUAUAAACGAGACCUCUGCAGGAGAAAGUCUACAGCAUUACCAGUAAGCAAACCUGGAAGACAGAAACUUUUUGGCUUAUGCACCAGGGCAGGCAAUUCGUGCUGGAUUGGCUCUGAAAUCCAGUUCUAAAUAAUAAACACAUGAAUCACUGUCAUGUGGCCAGAUAGCUGAACCUUUGAUUUGGUGCCACAAGUUCUCACGAUCUUUUCAGAAGCAUUGUUUGACUAGUUCGGGCCAAUGAUUUGGGUCGUGGGGAGUGAAUUCACAGGUUUUUGGAAAAUUAUCAAACAACUCAAAUGAGUGAAGUAAAUGUCAUGGUGUGAUGAUACAACUCAGCGCAAGAGGAUCAGAAGGUGGAUUUCUCCUUUAAGCAGCGACCAAAGUGCAAUGAAAUGACUCCAGCUGAAUUCAUAAGCAGUGUAAAUUUUAAUCAAAGGCCGUGCAUGAUCGCGCUCCAAAGUCCUGCGUAUUGCGUUAUGCAUGCCCGUAGCAUCUGACCCCGAGUCUGCUGAUGAAACCAGCUCAGAUCUAAACGACGCAGCACCGAGAGCGGAGCUCUGCGCGGCGACGGAGAAGCAUGUAGAUCUAAACUGACACCUCUCCAAGUAUGGAUGCACUUUGGAGCCAUUAAGGAAGCACAACCUGAUAAACGCAUCAACAUGGAAACGAGCAGGAACAGCGACGAUGAGUUAAUGCGAGGGGACGGAUGAAGAUCACAGAUAAGAACAGCUGAAUAACAUCAGUAUGAUCCUUUCAGUUUCUGUAAAAUAUUCGAAGGGGAAAAGGGAUCAGGAUGUUUUUUGUUUUUUUUUUAUGUUUGCAAGAGUUGAUUAGUGCAUGAACUUUGUAUGAUGAAUGGGGAAAUGAUUUCAAAAUAACUUAUCUAAAGUAUCUUAAUGGCAAAUACUCUUAAGAAUGAUUCACACCAUGAGCUGUUUCUUUUGCCAAAGUCUUUUUUUCAUUCAAACUGUACAAUAAUGUUUGUUCUCAGGUUUGAAUGAACCACCUUUUUGUUGUUUUGCUCCUAUAAUGAACACAAUCCCAGAAGUGCAAGUGCAUUGGCCAAACAAUACAAUGUACAUAUCGAAUUUUCAUUCCACAACAGCAGGAAUUUUCCAAAAAAACGCGACUGAGAUGCAUCAUCUCACUGAGGCCUGUGUGAUCCUGAUCCUUUUUGAGAGCCACAUGUAAGCAAGUCUGGUUAUUUAUGUUGAUCACAGGCCUUUUUUCUUAAAGCCCAAUGCGCCUUUUUUUGUCACAGCUGGCCCAAUGCUAGCGUUUUCACUCUCACUGAGCUCCAAAAUUAAGCAGGAUUGAAGCUAUAAACAUCAUUUCUAAAUGCUUUUUAAGAUGUCAAUGUCUU